Messenger RNA from Ambispora leptoticha, 571 nucleotides. The record is from the annotation of a GenBank genome assembly. NCBI's taxonomy places the organism in Eukaryota, Fungi, Glomeromycota, Glomeromycetes, Archaeosporales, Ambisporaceae.
UCAAGAGGUCACACGUGCUAUCAAGGAUAUUUUAAUGGCAAUCGGACAGGUUAAAGAUCGAGUACUAAACAUUGACUCGUAUAUCGAUGGUAAUAGUAUUCAGCUACCAACAAGAGAUGAUAUCCAGAUGGGAGAACGGGAACUUAAUUCAAUUCAAGCUGAAGUUGAUCAUCUUCUUCAACCUAGAAUUGAAACAUUAGAUGAAAUGAUUAGCAACUUAAUAGAUGGCGGAGCAAACUUUAUACAACAACGCGCAGGAAUUGCCGAAGCUUUAAACAAUCUCGCAAGUUUAAUCGAAAACAAGAGGAAUCAACUUCGGGAAGCUCAAAAACUUGCACACUUCGGUACUAAAGCUGAUGAAAUGGAUGCAUUAAUGAGUUCUUUAUUGGAUGUUGUAAUUGCUGCAUCAAACACUAAAGACAAUUCGCCAUUAUCGUCAAUACAAAUGGUUGAUCUUCAAACGAAAAAAAUUGAACUCGAUACAAAAUAUAAUUAUUAUCGCCCACGGAUAAUUGAAAAAUUCAAAGAGACUAAACGUGCAUCUGAACCAGUCAAAGAUGACUGGAGAGUU